Angiostrongylus costaricensis is the source of this 1230-nucleotide messenger RNA. NCBI's taxonomy places the organism in Eukaryota, Metazoa, Nematoda, Chromadorea, Rhabditida, Metastrongylidae. The record is from the annotation of a GenBank genome assembly.
AUGGACGGUCCACCUUCGCUCGAGAGCCACAAGUCAUUCGAAAAGCCUCCGAAGAUUGUAAAGGUCAUCACCUACGCGGCAUCGGAACACAUCACUUUGUUAGAAUCACUACCAUCGAACCGCAUAUCGAAGGGGCCGAUCUUUGCUCAGGAUAGCGCUGCGGAACUUUUAGUUCAAAUGGUGGAAAACGGUCCUCGAGAAUUUAAUUUCGAUCGAAAUCAGCUUAUAGAAAUCCUUAAUUUGGGUGCCCAAAUCUUUAUAAAUGAAGGUUCACUAAUUGAGGUUAGCGAAUCUGGUUACGAUUAUUCUCGUGCAGUGCCUGUACCGUGCAUCAUUUACGGUGAUACCCAUGGACAGUACUCGGACUUGUUGCGUUGGUUCAAUCUGAAUGGCUGGCCAAACACGACCCGUAGUGUAUUUCUCGGAGAUUUCGUAGACAGAGGUUCGCAUGGAGUUGAGUUGUUCACUUUACUUACAUGUCUGAAGAUAUGCUUCCCGAAAAAUUUAUUUAUUACUCGUGGAAAUCAUGAAGAAGAGAAUUUGAAUCAAUUGUAUUCGUUUGUCUCUGAGGUUCAUUUCAAGUUUGAUGCUAGUAAACACGCCGGAAAAACGGAAUCAAUGUAUGAACACUUCAAGAGGGUAUUUGUGAAUUUGCCACUGGCUUGCCUGAUUGGUGGAGAUAUUCUCGGAAUGCACGGAGGAAUUAGUCCGCAACUGAGGACGUUACAGGAUAUACGAGAUAUCCGUCGUCCCAUCGAGGAGUUUAUGAAAGGGACUUUAGCGUGUGAUCUUGUCUGGUCUGAUCCGGAUACUGAUAAUAAAGUGGUCGACUUCGAACCGAAUUUUGAAAGGGAGUCAACUGUAGGGAUUGGCCAACUGUUUUCGCAAUCCGCUGUGAAAGAUGCAUGUGCCCGACUAGGAGUGAAGAUGAUCGUGCGUGGUCAUCAGGCGCCACUGCAUGGCUAUGCUCGCUGGGCCAAUGGCCUUCUUAUAACACUGUUCUCUGCGCCGGCCUACAAAGGCACCACAGAAGAGACCGUCAACAUGGGUGCUUGCAUUGAAGCCUGUGUCAGCGGAGAGCUGAUUGUCAAGCAGGUUAGUAUGCACUUAAAAGCUAAGGAAUCGAUUCGUAGGAAACGUGAGGAUGAUGUUUACAAUCGACAAAUGGCCCACGCAAAGCUGAUGGAAGUCACACGAGGCAACGAUGUUGAAAAUCCGGAGCGAACGUGA